AUGAAACUUGACUCCCCCGCUGCUCACUCCCCUUCUCCUUCCCAUUCUUACCCCUCAGCUCCCCAUUCCCCAUACACCUCUGAACACUACCCCUCCCCAUCCCCAUCCCCUCCUCCAAAAUCCACGCUAUUCUUACCCUACAGAAACUACCUCCUUUCCACCACUGUCCCCCCCACCCCCAAACACGCCCAUGGUAGCUCUUCUAUAUAUCCCACUACGCCCCACGCCCACCAGGAUCACGCCCAUGCCCACAAUUGGAAUACCUCAGAUUUCUUGGGCCCUUGGGAUGAUUUGGAGUAUGAGUAUUAUGAGGAGGAGCUGCAGGAUUCCCUCUGGGGCGUCAAGGAAGGGAGUCUUAUUGAUUCUAGUCCUUCUACUCCUGCGUUAUUAUCCAACAUCCUCCCUCCUUCUCCUCAAAAUCCACAUGAAGACUCAAUCUAUCCAUCUGAAAAUCCACAUAAUGAGCCUGUUUAUGCAUACGAGGACCUUGAUUAUCCACCUCAAAGUCCACCACACGAGGAGUACGUUUAUCCACCUCAAAAUCCACGUGAUGAGUCCGUUUAUCCACCUCCGCCUCCAUCCUCAUACACACACCACCGCCAGUCCUCUUCCCUCACCGUUACUCCAAAGUCACACACGACUCCACCUCCUCUUCCACCCACGGCUCGUCCACAUAGGUCCUACAAACCCACAACCUUCCGUCCGCGUCCACAUAGACCACGCCCACAACAACGCCCACGGUUCCACAGACGCCCUGCCAUCACUUUUUAUUCAGAGGAGCAAGAGGAAGCUAAAGAUUAUGAGUACCGUGAUGAAGAUCCCCUUGAUGACCCCCCUACGACCCCCAAUGACCUUCAGGAGUCGUACUACCCUGGUCAAGGUCGUAGUUAUUACUCAAGGGAGCACGGCAGGCUGUACGGACCCCAUGUGGAUGAUUCUGCAGCGCGUGGAGUGGAGGGAGUGGAGAGUCUCACGAAGGAUCACCUGGGUUACCUUCAGGAGGCGUGGCUCGGGUACCUGGAGGAGGACAAGGCCGCCUACCACCCUCAAGAGAUCCUUCGUCAGUAUUAUAGAGAUUCCUACACCCGCCACGCACACCUCCGCAGGGACCCCACCCUCGCCCCCGCCUUCCACAUUAAUCCUUACACUCAGAGCUACGUGGAUCAUGACACUCCUGCACCAACUCCUACAUCCACUCCUACACCCACCACCUACCGCCCACACGCCGCACCCCCGCCCACCACUUACCACCCUAACUAUGAGGAUGUACUGCUCCACUCCACCACCACACCCACGCCCACCAGGGUUCCAAGAAGACGCCGCCCAUCUCAGUCAUUAACCUAUCCCCCAACAUUCCGUGGAAGACAACACCGCCCCCCUAAACCCACUUCCCGCCGCCCACAUUCCACCACUACCACUGUCACCUCUCCACCACCUCCAACCUCAGUGCCUAUUGUUACCACGGCAUUCCCCACCUACACUCCCACGCCCACACAUGCUCCGCCACACAGGGACGAGUACAGCGCCACACCCGCCUCCUUCUCCACCACGCAGGAGCCCAAAUACCUGAAAGUUAUGUCUGAACUGGCCGCCGGCAAGUCACUUCUGGAUCUCUUCCCCUUCAGGAGAACCGAGCAGCCACCCCACCACCUCCCAGCCACCACCGCCGUCCCUGCACGCUACUCUACAACUCUGGCGCCAAGGAAACGCCCUAAAGGACCCCCGCACAAGAGGAAACAGCGCAGACACCGCCUCUCCCCUGGGAAGACAUCACUGAAGUCCACGGUGAAGCCCACAGCUACUCCCCGCAGGCGCCGCCCUCUACCAUCCCACGACCAACCCCCGGCCAGGCUGCCUCUGCCCGAUAUGACUCUCACCCAUGACUCACCCCGCACCGCCGCUCCCACAUCACCGACCCCAACCACGCCCAAACCUGUCACGCCCACCAAGAAAGCCCGAGGGAAGCCACAACGCGGGCAGAGUCGAGGGAGAGUGAGAGCCACCCGUCGGCCAGGGCAGUGGAGGCCAGGGGGUGGCAGACGCAUCUCCACACGUAGACGCCGGCCCCCCACCACCACUCAGGCCACGCCGCGGGAGUCGGGUGAAGCUUCGAGUCAGGAAGUUGAGUCUGUAGGCGAGUCACAAGAGGAAAAGAGCACAUACCAGGAGCCCGCACCCCUCAGACACCCCGGGAAGGCCAGCAGCUCCCGGCGACCUUCCCCAGUCAAACGCCGCCGCCACCCACUCACCGCCCGCCGCCGCGUCACGACCAUUCCUCCCCCCUCCACUGACACACCGUAUUCCGCCGAGGACCAGGACGUGACCGUGCCCCCGCCAUCUGAAGACCCAGACACUCCUCACUCCCAGGAAGAAUCCCAUCCUCCAACCCCAGGCAACCCCUCAGAGGAAGUCCCGCUAUCCCCGCCUCUUUCCCAACCCCCUCCCUCCUCCUCCUCUGGGAAGAAAACAGUGAAAAGUGAACCGCCUUCUGUCUCUACAAAAGAUUCUUCUCCCCUUGACACUAAACACAGCACAUCACCCUCCUCCUCCUCCUCCUCCUCCUCCUCCCCUCCUCAGUCCCCGGCCCUGCAGCAGAGUCGGCGCCUCACCCCCCUCUCCCUGUGCCCGCAGCCACAGCCACACAUCCACCACCGCUCCACCUCACUCUAUCCUCACUCUCACUUCCACACUCCACCUCCUCCACCUUCAGUUGCCAACCCACAGCCCAUACUCUCCACCUCCUCCACCUCCUCUUUCACUACAGACAGUGAAGUGGGAGAGGAUAAAGUGGAAGAUGACGAUGUGAGUGGAGGAAAGGGUGGAGUGGGAGAUUAUAUCGGCUCCCCCUCUAACAUCCACGUCUCUAUCCACCGCCAGUCAUUCCCACAGCAAAGUGGAGUGAACAAGCCUCCACACACCCAGACGAUAUACAGAGAUGAACUUAACACGUGGAAAAGUGGAGAGAAAAGUGGAGUAACUCAACACAAUACCUUUAAGACGUCGAAGGUGGAGACGAAGAUCACUCACACAUACAACACAGCGCAGGGUCACUCUCAAAGCACAACUGACGCUCAAAAAUCACAAUUACCCAUAGCGCACCACCAAUCUCCCGCUGCCUCGUCAGGUUACUCCCAGGAACUCCCAGAGCCCCAUAAGCCCCCAUUUCCAGCCUCACAUCCUUCCUAUAAGGGUAACACUGAUAACCCUUACCUGUACUUUAAACACCUCCACCAAGGAAACAACCAAGGCUCCUCGCCAUACAUCACCACCACCUUCACCUCCUUCGUCGUAUACCAAAUUAGCAUCAUCAACAUCGUUACCACCUGCUUCCUCCUACAGUUUAAUCUCCACCGUCACCACCACACCGUCUCCACCACAACCACUACAUUCUCAGAGCUCUACCCCCCGCCCUUCACGCACCUGGAUUCGAGGCGAAAAACCACACCUCCGUCAGUAGCUCCUCCCGCCGAAGUGCUGACGAAGGGGAGUAGUAUUGAGCUCCUCUCUGAUCGGGAACUUCAGAACAUCGUGGCCACGGGUUUUGGGCUCAAGAUUUCAGGGUUUGAACGGAUUAUAUUUUCAGGACACAACUAUCAGCGGCUCCACCACCACCUCCACCACCUCCACCACUCCCCUCCUUUAACCUCACAACUCCAGGCCACUCCAGGAGAGUCGCAAAGCAUGUCUGAUAAUAUUGUUGGAGGCGAUACCAGGUGCUGGGUCACUAAUGAAUGGCCCGCCUACCUCACAGGUGAAGCAGAAGCAGGCGCCGCAGGUGAAGAGAACGCUCCCUCCUCGGCAAAAGUGAACGACAAGGACACAGCUCAAGGAGAGAAGGAUGCAGGGAAGGAUGAGAAGGACGUGAGUCUGGAUGAGGUGCGUGAGUAUUCUGUGGCCUUAUACCGCCACCUGCAGGACCAGCUGAAGACGCGGCAGCUGGCCACGCCCCACAGGCCUCGCAGACCCAAGCGACGCAGAGUGACGAGGCAGACCACCCUCGCAGACACCGGCGACCUGGACAUAACCAAGAUGCUCGCCCACGGCAUGACCUACGUGCCACCUGCAGAUCCUAAAGCCCUCCGUGAAGCCCUACGGAAACUCCUGCAGCUCGCCAAUGACCAGAAGAAGAAAGGGUACUUCUAUCCCAAGCCCAACGCUCCCCCUGUGCCGCCGCCAGCGUCCCCUGAGAGUCGCGAAAACCCCGAGGUGUCCAGGUUUGCGCCGGAGAGGCUUCAAGAGAUAGAGAGCUUCGGGGUGGACGCGAGCUUGCCGUCACAGGAGGACACGGAUGAGGAUCUGUUGCCGCUGCUCCACCUGGUGGCUUCCGCACAACGUUCUCAGGGCAACGGGUACAUCCCUCCCCCCGUGGACACCCUGAGUGGCAACACAGGCACACGCGCCCCGCAAGACCAUUGGUGUCCAUACCCAGAGGCUCACGCGCUUGCCUACACCAUUCCGCCCACACCUCGCCCCAUCCCGCCCACACUCCCAUCCAGACCCACUAUCCCUGAGCUAGACUUUCCUCCCCCCACUCGUCCCGCCACACCCAGGCCCAUCCCUGGGGCUGUUCCCUUCACACCGUCGCCUCCUGCUAUCCCUGAGGUCGAGUUUCCUGACUACUUCGGAAACUAUGACUAUGACGGCUUAGAUUCAGGGCUGUCCGGAACGGGAGGACCUGACGAGGACCAGGGUUUCAUCAUCCUUGUGGACGGUGAGGACGAGGAUACGGAGAGGGUGAACAGUGGGAAGUUUCCUUCACCCACGCAAGAGAACAACCCCCAACAACCCAUCAUUCUGGUGGAUCCUGCUGGUGCUGACGGAGGUCUGGCGGGCCGGCGGUUUCGCGGCUCACAGGUCAUUCUCGUGGAGCCUCCUAAGGAUGAUCAUGAGGGUGCGGGAGUUAUUCCUAAACCACGCAACGCCAUCAUUCUAGUGGAGGAGACGCCUGAAGGGUCACCACAGGAUGCAGGAGUGAGAGGAAUCCCGCCCCUGUCCACCGCUAUCAUCCUUGUGAACGAAGCUGAAGGGGAGCAGGGACAGGAUAGAGCCAAGACCGAGGCACAAGUCCAGGGUGGCACUGGGCCUCGAGACACUAGGUCCUCGUCUGUGAUUCUCGUGGAUAAGAACGCCGGUAGGAUUUUCAGUCCCUCGGAGGUGAAGGCAAUGGAUUCAGCGGUGAUCCUCGUUAACGGGGCCACUGGCAGCCUCGUACAGGGCGGUGCGGAGGUGUCCCAAGACCAGGUGAGGCCGAGGGACGAAGGGCGCCCCACGAUCGUGCUGAUAGAACCCAAAAAUAAAGAUCCUGCUGACGGAGAGAAAGGCAGCUCACGGGAGGCAAAGGAUAAGGAAAGGAAGGCCAUCAUUCUGGUGACUUCUGACGGUGAAGGAGGAAAGAAGAUCGAGGCCAAGACGGCGAUCAUCUUGGUGACUGAGGAGGAGAAGGAGAAUGAAAGGAAAACCAUCAUCUUGGUGAAGGAAGAAGACGAGCAGAAAAAGACGAUUAUUCUGGUGAAUUCUGAGGAGAAAGAAGAUGAGGCGGAGAAUGACGGCAAGGCGGCGAUCAUCCUGGUGAAGAACGAGGAAGGAAAUGUGAGGAAGCAGGAAGACAAGAGAACGGAACGAGAGAAGAGUGAGGAUAAUGCCGCGAUAAUCUUGGUCCAGUCUGAGGACGGAACGCUGCGGAUUGGGGGUCGAGGAGAGGCGCUGGAGGACGCUGGGGGCUCUGUCAUUAUCCUGGUGCAGGAAGACAGCGACUCUCUCACCCUGCAGACCAAAGAGACUCUCGCCCAGCCAGACCAACCCGCAUCCCAGCCCGCCCAACCUCUGCGGGAGAGCCACAGGAGCCAGGUGGUUAACGCUCUGUUGAGGCCCACAGGCACUACCCUCAAGGCCCUGGUGGAACUGCGUGGUAGCGGCAUCUCCGGGGAGGCACUGAGGGCAUCAUUGGAAGAGGCACAGCGUGGGCGGCGUCUGACGGCUCGCACUAGGCGGCUGAGGCCACAAAGACGCCGCUGGGCCGCCAGGUCUCGCAUCCUCGGCCUUGAGGACUCCUCCAGCAGCCCCUGGGAGACACCGGCAAGUGUAGGAAGGGAGGAAGAAGACACAACGUCAUUUGGAGGGGAACGCUACUUUAACGACUCAGACGACGAUCUGCUGGAGCUGUUGACGGGGAUACGCGAGCGGCAGAGAGACGCUACGCUGGACACCCGUGAACACUCCGGCGGAAGGGAGGAGUAUCUGAUCGGCGGGCGGGAGGUCAGCAGGGUAGGAGGAGAGUUCCCCUCGGGACGGAGGGAGAGCGGGAGGAGAGCAAGCCCUGAGUUUUCCGGCGGGAAGAGGAAGUGGAGGAGGAGGAGGAAGCGCCUGAGGGGCAGCAGGGAGUUGGGGGCGGACGGGUGGAGUCGUGAGGAGGCAAACCCGAGGGACGAUUAUGACAGCUUCGGCACCUCAGGCACCCCCGCCUUUCUGCCCCCCCUCUCUCCGCUCCCCCCUACCGGCCCUUCCAACCCAGCAAUACCUGACAAGAUCCGGGAAAUCAGCCAGGCGGUGCAAGCCAGGGCAGCGGCCUGGACCAGCCGCGCCCUGCAGCGUUCUAACCCAUCCUUCAGGAGGCAGUGACACCAAGGCCUAAGGAGUGUCACAGAUGUAUCACUGCGUGUCACCACAGUGACGCAGGAAGGAUGAUGCCUUAAUGAACGUCAGUGCUUCAUUCAGUCAAAGCAGUGAUAGGAGAGAGUGGGUGAGACAAUGAGUCCCAGCAGUGAGCGAGGCUGCUGCCUUGGCGGGUGGAGGUCGCAGGUCACGGAAAAUAGUGACGGUGAUAAAACUUGAUGAGGGCAAUGUGGAUAACUCAAAAACUUACAUGAGUGAUGAUAAACCCAUGAUUGUUACGGAUAGCUACGAAGGUGUUGCUCAUAACUACUAUUAUUAUUAUUGUUAUUACUAUUAUUAUUAUUAUUAUUAUUAUUAUUAUUAUUAUUAAUAAUAUUAUUAUUAUUAUCAUUAUUAUCAUUAUUAUUAUUAUUAUUAUUACUACUACUACUAGUACUGUCAUUAACAUUGUUAUUAUGAUCAGUCAACAAAUACUAAGGUAUCUUCACAUAAAGAUUACAAACAUACAUGAAAAUUUUUAUUUGUUUAGGAGAAACAGCGAUAUUCAUUAAUAUUAAUCUCUUUUGUUUGUUUGUUUCACUUUGUUGAAUUUUUGUUUGUGAAAAAAGUGUUCUUUGUUGUGUAAUUUUGAUUCUGAUGAUCUGUUCAAUGUAUGCUAUUGUUUGCUUGACUGUUAUACUGCGCUGGUACGCUAAAAUGUGUGUGUGUGUGUGUGUGUGUGUGUGUGUGUGUGUGUGUGUGUGUGUGUGUGUGUGUGUGUGUGUGUGUGUGUGUGUGUGUGUGUGUGUGUGUGUGUGUGUGUGUGUGUGUGUGUGUGUGUGUCAAUCUGUAAAUAUGUAGAAACAGUUAAUAUUUC
This is a messenger RNA of Portunus trituberculatus (swimming crab), 7468 nucleotides long. RefSeq lists its product as uncharacterized. The transcript has 12 exons. The record is from RefSeq and is a predicted model, not a curated record. Bases 1 to 6618 code for a protein of 2205 amino acids. Lineage: Eukaryota; Metazoa; Arthropoda; Malacostraca; Decapoda; Portunidae.